UGGGAGGGACUUAGAGUUUGCUGGAGGGUAAGGAAGGCGGAGAAAGAGAGUAUCGAGAGAGUCAGUACCUUCUUACAAGAAGAAAGCAGCACAUAUGAGUAAAUAGUUUUUUUCUAUUGCUGAAUUUUCCUUAGAAAAUGUGUAACUGAUAAGGACUUUAAAAAGUAAAAUCCAAGUGGAAAACGCGGCCGUGAUAUAGCCAAGACAAGAGGUCGAGUUUGUCAGAUGCAGCCAGAAGUGGAGGGUAAACAUUUUGGAAUAACGCAAUGAAUUGAGACCGUUUAACAUAAAGCCAACCGUCCUAAUUUUGAGCAACGUGAGAAAGACUGACGUGGGUAACAACAAAGCUUUGCACGUUAGUGGAAUAUAGGGACUGUUCGUGUGGAGGCUAGCGUUUCAUCCUGAAAGGGAGUAGUUAUGUGGAGAACACUGGUGCUUUGUUUCCUGCUUCUGAUCACCGAUCUUGGACAAGUUAUUGCACAGAAUGUGAAGGUGGAAUCGGAAGUGAAUGGCUAUGAAGGAGAGGAUGUUUAUUUACGAUGCGUUUACGCAGGCAGUUCAUCUGAAACCAGAAUCACCCAAGUUGCAUGGGCCAAAUUUUCAUCUGAUAAAAAACAAAAUAUUGCAGUCUACAACCCACAGUAUGGCUUUAGCUUCCCAGUGGCAAAUUACAAGGACAGGAUUUCAUUCAAGGACGUUUCGCCACAAUCUCUAAAUGAUGCUACCAUUGUCAUAAAAUCUUUAAAAAAUGAUGACGAUGGACUGUACACCUGUGAGUUUGCAACUUACCCAAAUGGUAAUGAAGAAGGAAACUUGCAGUUAAAUGUUCUUGUGAAGCCCAACAGUCAUGCAGAACCAGUUUCUGUCAAUGGUAGCAGCACUGAAGCUGCUGUUGCUGUUUGCACUGCUGCUGAUGGGAAGCCACCAGCAAUAAUCCGGUGGGAAUCCAGCCUGCAAGGUAACUUCACAUCCACCUCCACUAAAGGAUCAUCAAAUGGCACCACAACUGUUACUAGUCAUUACAGAAUAGUUCCUACAGACCAAGCCAACCAAAAAACUGUGACCUGUAUCAUUGAACACAAAGCCAUGAAGUCUCCACAGAGCAUCCCUGUUGUCCUCUCUGUUCAGUAUCUGCCUGUUGCAGUGAUUAAAGGCUAUGAUGAUAACUGGUAUCUCGAUCGGAAAAAUGUUUUCCUACUUUGCGAAGCUUAUGGGAACCCAGCACCUUCAAAGUAUGAGUGGAAGUUAAUAAAUGGAACGCGCUCUGAAAUGGUGAACAGUGGAAAUCCUCGUCUGACUGUGGAACGUGUGGAUGCAAGUUUCAAUGGCACUUUAGUUUGUGAGGUGACAAACAACCUGGGAACAGUUAGGGUCUUCCAGCACAUUCUGGUUAGAGAAGUGCCAGAGAAGAGCAACGCUGGAGCCAUUGCUGGUGGUGUGAUUGGAGCUACAGUGGGUCUUCUGCUGAUCGGUCUCCUUGUCUUCUUCCUGAAGAAAAGAAGCAAAGAAGCCAAAGGAUAUCCUGAACGCAAGAUUGUUUGUGGAGAACCACCCACACAUGUGCUUUCAUACAAAGGUGAAUAUGAUGUGCAGAAGCCACUCAAUACAUCAAAUAAUGUGCCUUCAAUAGAGGAAUUACCAAGGUCUUCUGACGAUGGUUCUAUGGAAAAGCCCAAAUAUGAAUUGUCUGAUGAUGAAGAUGAGGAAAGAUUUAAUGAAGUUGGACCCAUGUUAAGAAUGAGCCGUCACUAUGACCAGACUGCUCAAUAUAUGGAUGAUGAUGAUAUGGAGUCUCAAAGAGAUGGCUCGAUUAUUUCUAAAACUGCAGUUUAUGUUUAAACAGAUAUCAUUGCACUGGCAAACUGUGAAAUCACACCCGUUUGUUAAUGUAGCACACACAAGACUUUCUCCAUUGUCUAAGAGAUUCACUGCUUCACUUUCAAGAUACCCAGGAUAACUGACAGCAUUGGGGCUGAAGACAACCAAGUUGAACCUUGUUUUACUGUUUUUUUUAUGGGGUAUCCUGCUGCUUUGGGGAAAGAGGACUGUUUGGGUCCUAAUUGCUGCAGACUCACCAUUAAUAAACUCAUUUCAGACUUCAUUAUUCCAUCCAGUUUUGCACAUUAUAAGCUGGAAGACCGCUAUAUAGCUAAAAAAAAAAAAUGCCUUCCUGCUGUGACUUUCUGCACCCAACACUUUGGCUUUGACAGUGAAGUCUGCAGUCUGAGCCAUGGGAGUUUGCACACGGAUUAAGAACACAUGCUACUCUGCUGGUGUAGUCUGCACAUAAGUAGUUUCAUGGUAUGCAGAAUUACAUGAACUUUGAUCCUGUAAUGCUAUUUUUAUAGUAUUUAUUAUUGUAGAACAUGAUCCAGUGGAAUAUUUUGCUUACCCUUUUGCAUAGGAAUAUGAACUGAACAAGUAGUACUAUGGUAUAUGUUUAUAUUUAAACAAACGUGCUGUGAAGAAUUAGCUUUGCAUCCAUACUGUAGUGCACUGAUCUCCUGAAUCACUGAAAUUGAGAGCCUCUAUUUAAAAGAAAAAACAUUUUGUAAUAAUCCUCCCCCUCCCCCAAUACCACCAUGCACAGCCCAGACUGCCGAGCAUUGGUUACAUGUCAUGUAUUGGCUGCUGUCUGUGGAUGAUGGUAGUCAUUUUGCAAGGGGAAUAAAGUAUAGUAUGUCAAGUGCUGUAAGUUAUGGUCUAUGGGACUUGCUAUUUCCUGACAUCCCGAUCAACUUCAGAUUUUAUUUCUGCAUGCUAGUGUAAUGUGUAAAUUUUACUGAUUUGUUCAUUCUUUCUUGCUGUUUAGCUGUACAUCUUCCUUGUUUGGUGAGAAUGUGUAUGCAGUUUUUUGUGGCGCGGCAGUGUUACAUGGCCACUUUGUCACUGUUGCGUGUCUUUCUGUUCUUGCCAUACAUAAAGGGUCUGACUUGUGCCACAGACGUGUCAGAAUGUCUUGGGAAAUCAAAUUCCUAACACUGCACUAAUGUUCUUUGGAAGUCAUACUAUGGGAAUUGUAGUAAUAUUUUUGUUUUACAAAACCUGUUGUAGCAGCUUGUGUGAAUAUCAAUUUAUUAUUAUUCCCAAUAGUUGUAAGGUUUUUUUUUUAUUUUCCAUUCUGUUAAGAAUGCAUAAAAUGACAUUACACUGCAAUCUUUCAAGAAGUAGUUCUGCUGCAUUUCAAAAAAAUAACUAACUAGGUGCAUUUUUUACACUGGGAUCUCUAUUUAGUUGCUUCACUAAGUGCAAAACGUAUUGCUGUGUCUAUUGAACAGAAGUGCUCAUUUGAGGCUUUGAUUACAGUCAAGAAUCCAACCCCUUUGUGUUAUUUCCAGUUGCACAACUUGCAUUGCUUCAUAAAUAAGGUAGACUGCAAGUGGCAGUUUGCAUUUAGUUGAAAUGCCAAAUGAUUGAGGAUUGUAUCUUUUUUUUGUAAUCAUGUCAGACUGGGAAUAGAAUUUGGGUUUGCAUAAAUUGUUUUACUUAGCUAGUUUUCCAGUGACAGCAUCUGACACAGCUGGUGAGCACACAAGAGCAGAUCAAGACCUUGAUUGCAGCAACAAGUUGUAAAAAUAGACCAAACAAAAGUAGUGUUUGAGAUGAUGGAAAUCUGAAGGCAUGGCCAUACUGACUUUUGUCUCAGAUGAAUCCCUAACAGGAUAGGACCUGAUGUGGGGAUUGGUCUUCUGCUAAUAUACCUGUUAACAAAAAAUUGUGCUGUAUGAUCUUUUUUUAUCGGAUUUCAACACAUCUGUGUAUUCAGUUUUUUUCUUGUGCCUUUUGACAAGGAUGCUGUAGACAUUAAUUUGGUUAAAUUCCAGCAGCAGGAUAUACAACUACAUGCAGUGACUGAUGUUUGGUGGCAGAUUGGGCUAUGCAUACCAUGUAGUUGCAGCUUCCAUUACUUAAUGUGGGGGUAAAAACUGUGUCCUGUUGGCCUAUUGCAUGCAUAUCUUAAUUUUAAUAAAAAUGUUUUAUUUUCAAUGUUCUUGUUUGUGUCGAUGUUUGGUAUAUUUUAAAUAUUUUGUGAGCAGCAGCUUUUUAUUUCCAUUUGGGUUUUUUAAUGUAUAUAUUUAGUGUUUUUGUGGAAGUGAGCUUCAUCCCAUGCAUUUUUUGUUUGGGCAUUUAUAGUUUUGGGGAGCAUUUGUGUUUUGAUAGUUUCACCACGUCAGACCCGCAGAUUGCCAUUUGCAUUUUUUGUAUAUGUGGUUCCACAAGGUCACCUGAUCAGCAAAUUCUACUGUUUAUUCCUCAUUUGUUUUGGGGUUUGCCCUUUUAAUUUAAGGAGUUGUAAGCGAAGUUCAGUAGGAGUGCCAUUGUAGUGGUGUGAUGCCCCAGUCCCCCAGCUCUUUAGUCAUUUAAUCCCAGAUAGAGUAAUCUACAUUUUUAACAUUGUCUUUGACCACGUCCUCGUUAUUUAAAAGAUGGGAAGUAAUGGACUUGAUACAUAGAAAAUACCCAUAGUGAAAGUAAUUGGGCUUGAGAAAUUAAAAAUACCCGGGUGCAGAAGGCUUGCUAUGGUAGCAGGUUCUCUUCCUUUAUAAGGUGUAGGCCUUGGGCCUGUUGGUUUUCUUGUGGAAAUUUGCAUCACAUUUUCUGUUGUACAUCUCCAUGGUCUUAAUUUGUUUUGUUUGCUUACACGUGUGUCCUGUGUAGUCUAAAUUUUAAAAGUGGACAAAAGUUUGCAUCUGUAAAAUGUGGAUGUUUUCAUGGAACUUGGGACUAUUAAAGAGUAGAAGCAGUUGCAUUCCUAGCUGAAUGCUGCCAUUAUGCAGUAGAGUAAUGGCAGAAUUUUGUGUGAAGGUUAAAGCUUUGUGUGUCUUGCGUCUAUGGUUAUACUGGCCUAAGAGUUCAGGAUUAUUGCAUACUGCUACCAACCAUCCAUGGUGUGGUACUCUGUACUACUUUAACUAUGGCAAACCUGCAGCGGAACAUGAUGACUUUGAGAAAUAUUGCCAUAUUUUCAUGGCUUGCACUUGGUUUGAAAUGAAGUUUGCAGAAGACCUGUUGAUGAAGUAAAUGUUAGUGUUAAUAAACAAUUGUAAAAACUGUUUCCAUUUCCUUUUUUAAAUAAAUACGUUUUUGACAA
Protopterus annectens (West African lungfish) is the source of this 5092-nucleotide messenger RNA. RefSeq names its product nectin-1-like. The record is from RefSeq and is a predicted model, not a curated record. The transcript is spliced from 6 exons. Lineage: Eukaryota; Metazoa; Chordata; Ceratodontiformes; Protopteridae. Bases 418 to 1839 code for a protein of 473 amino acids.